AACCCGGAUCCUUCCCUCAGCAGAGAAAGCCAUCCUGCGGAAAGGCGAGAGGCUCCAGGGCGGGAAAGGCGGAGACCCUGCAGAAGAAGCUCCAGGCCAAAGCGGAGAAGGACCAGCAGCUGCAGAAAGGUAACUUCUGAACAAGUUCUGCAAAGAACGCCUUGUGAGAGCUUUGCUCGAGGAGUGCUGUCAGUUCAAAGUGACUUCAAGAUACACAGCAAUGACAGCAAUAAAAAAUAAGUAGUGGAAAAUUAUAUUUCAAGAUACAUACCUGUGCAAUUAACAUGGAGCAGGCGGGAUAAGAUUGUUCUGAAAAAAGGCUUGGGAAAGCUAGCAGAAGACUACAGCAAUACAGAAACUGUGCUGUUCAGGAGUUAUAUCUGUGAAAAUCUGGCAUAAUAUUUGAAUGUAAAAAAUGGCAAGUUCCCUAUCUCCCUAUCCCAUAUCAGACACAGAAGAGAAGCUACAUCAGUGUGUGGCAUGUGGAAAACAAUUUGAAAACAAAAGUUCUCUUACUGUACAUGAACGGACCCACACAGGGGAGAAGCCACAUAAAUGCAUGGAAUGUGGAGAAAGCUUCAGUCAGAGUGGCCAUCUACGUUCCCAUCUAAGGACCCACACAGGGGAGAAGCCAUAUAAAUGUAGGGAAUGUGGAAAGAGCUUCAGUCGCAGUAACAGUCUGUAUUCCCAUGUAAGGACCCACACAGGGGAGAAGCCAUAUAAAUGCAUGGAAUGUGGAAAGAGAUUCAGUCGCAGUGACAAACUACAUUCCCAUCAAAGGACCCACACAGGAGAGAAGCCAUAUAAAUGCAUGGAAUGUGGAAAGAGCUUCAGUCGCAGUGACAAACUACAUUCCCAUGAAAGGACCCACACAGGAGAGAAGCCAUAUAAAUGCAUGGAAUGCGGAGAAAGCUUCAGUCAGAGUGGCAGUCUACAUUCCCAUCAAAGUACACACACCGGGGUGAAGCCAUAUAUAUGCAUGGAAUGUGGAGAAAGCUUCAACUGGAGUGGCAGUUUACGUUCCCAUCAAAGGAAGCACACAGGGGAGAAGCCAUAUAAAUGCAUGGAAUGUGGAGAAAGCUUCAGUUGGAGUGGCAGUCUACGUUGCCAUCAAAGGACCCACACAGGGGAGAAGCCAUAUAAAUGUAUGGAAUGUGGAAAGAGCUUCAGUCGCAGUAACAGUCUGCGUUACCAUGUAAGGACCCAUACAGGGGAGAAGCCAUAUAAAUGCAUGGAAUGUGGAAAGAGCUUCUGUCAGAGUUACAGUCUGCGCGUCCAUCAAAGGACCCACACAGGGGAGAAACCAUAUAAAUGCAUGGAAUGUGGAGGAAGCUUCAGUCACAAUGGCAGUCUACAUUCCCAUCAAAGUACACACACAAGAGAGAAGCCAUUUAACUGCAUGGAAUGUGGAGAAAGCUUCAGUCGGAUUGGCAGUUUACGUUCCCAUCAAAGGAAGCACACAGGAGAGAAGCCAUAUAAAUGCAUGGAAUGUGGAAAAUGCUUCAGUCAGAGUGGAAAUUUCCAUUCCCAUCAAAGGACUCACACAGCGGAGAAGCCAUACAAAUGCAUAGAAUGUGGAGAAAGCUUUAGUCGCAGUGGCAGUCUACGUUCCCAUCAAAGGACCCACACAGGAGAGAAGCCAUAUAAAUGCAUGGAAUGUGGAAAGAGCUUCAGGCACAGGGGGAGUCUUCAUACCCACCAAAGGACCCACAGAGGGGAGAGGCCACAUAACUGCAUGGAAUGUGGAGAAAGCUUUAGUUGCAGUGGCAGUCUAUGUUCCCAUCAAAGGACCCACACUGGGGAGAAACCAUAGAAAGGCAUACAGCAUGGAGAAAGGUUCAGUCAGAGUAACUAUCUGUAUUUCUAUCAAAGGACCCACAUAGGGGAGAAGCCAUAGAAAUGCAUGGAAUGGGCUAAGAGCUUCUAUUUGUGUGGCCUUGGUUGACGGCUACUGGGAGCCGGUGACACUCGGUGGGGUACUUUUCUCAGUAUUGCGGCAAACUUCGAAGGGGUUCACCUUACCUUCUCCACAAGGAAGUCCAUCGCAGGCUUCUACGAUGAUCUGUGAAGGUUUGCUGAAAUGAGCAGCAGCUGAAAUCUCUGGAUAAAGGGAUUCUAAACAAGAAUAGCUCUUUGUAACGGUGUUCCAUGCAGCCAUGCUGGCCACAUGACCUUUGAGUUGUCCACAGACUACGCUGGUUCUUUGGCUUAGAAAUUGAGAUGAGCACCAAAUCCCAGAGUCAGACACGAAAAACCUUUACCUUGGUAGCAGAUAACUUCAUAUCUUCAUACUCUUGUCUCAUGUCUUGGCUCUACUGUCCGUCAGUUAGAAUUUGGGGCUCCAGCCAUGUACCUGUAAGCCUUUUCUGGACUUUGUUGAAUCCUGAAUAGUUGACUCUAAAUUCUGGACUGACUUCUGGUUUCAUUUAUGAACCAGGACUUUGUAUCCCUGACUUUCUGAUUUGACGUUGGGACUCUGAAUUCGGUCUGUACCCUUGACUUCUGGAUUGUUAUUUUAGCAACUCUAUUGAAUGAACUCCUGGAAUGUGACAAUUGGAGUGUAACCUUGGCCAUUGUUUCUUCUUGCUCCUAACCUGGAUCUGCAGUGCUCGACUUGUCUGCAUUAACUGGACUCUUGGCCUUGACUUGUGUUCAUUGUUACUCCCACUGUGCUGAUGCAAUUGUAUUAUUUUAGCCGGACUGGUGCAAUGGGUUAAACCCUUGUGCCAGCUGAACUGCUGACCUGAAGGUUGGCGGUUCAGAUCCACGAGACGGAGUGAGCUCCCGUCUGUCAGCCCUAGCUUCCCAUGCAGAGACCUGAGAGAAGCCUCCCAGCAGGAUGGUAACCCAUCCGGGUGUCUUUAUAGAUGUCCACUUCCCUCACACCAGAAGCGACUUAUAGUAUGUUCUCAUUUCGCUUCUGACACAACAAACAAAAAAAUACAGACUCAAGACUUUAGUUUUCUUAUAAGCAAAUAUGGUUUUGGCAUAUCUUGUGUUCCUUAGGCUUUAUACCAGGAGAGCCCUGGAACACGAGACCUUCAUCCUUGCUUUGUGUGUACUUAUCCCUGCUUAGAGUGAACCCCCUUUCUGUACUUGAGACGGUUUAAUCCCCACCUUUGGCAAAGGGUCCAUUCGGAUACACAGCACAUCUCACAGCACUGCAGAGAAUGGAAGACAAAGAAUGGGGACAAUGGCUGAUGAAGAUCCACGUCCAUCAGUCGAGAUGGACAAUUAAAUUGAUGAAGUAUAGAACACCAUUUAAAGGAAACAGAGAUAAAAAUCCUAUAGUGAGAGAGAGGCUUGUAGACUAGUGUUUGUUGCCUGUUAGUUUUAUUCUUAUUGUGCAAGUUGUGUUUCCUUGUUCACUUUAUAUUUGUUAAGUAGUACCUUUAAAAAUGUACCAAAAUUAUAAUUUGUAUAAACAUA
Anolis sagrei ordinatus is the source of this 3429-nucleotide messenger RNA. RefSeq names its product zinc finger protein 709-like. Gene Ontology annotation, molecular function: DNA-binding transcription factor activity, RNA polymerase II-specific; RNA polymerase II cis-regulatory region sequence-specific DNA binding. Lineage: Eukaryota; Metazoa; Chordata; Lepidosauria; Squamata; Anolidae. Gene Ontology annotation, biological process: regulation of transcription by RNA polymerase II. The record is from RefSeq and is a predicted model, not a curated record.